AUGGCGAACCGCUGCGUGUUUUCGAAUCAAAAUAACUACUCAAAGCUUGAGGAAUCACUAGAAUCGAUACUGGCUGGUAAAGAUCAAGAUGUAGAGUAUGACCGCCAGAUCCUGCUACCGUAUGUGACGAAGAAGAGGGGAUCUGAUGACAAUCCAGCGGUGAUCCAGACAGCAUCCUGGUAUCUAGACUCGGUCUUGUCCGUCAGUAGCGUUCGGCUGGAGCAGUUGCGGCACGUUGCAGCCGCUUGCUUCUGGAUCGCUCAGAAGCAUCACGGACCAGUGGCCUCUGCUUCUAAGCUUAUUAAAUGUGCAAAUAGAGCCUUUAGUAAAACACAAUUAUUGAGUUCCGAAGAGGCGAUCUUAAAGAAAUUGAAAUUUCCAUCGCAACCAGUUGUACCUCAAGAUUAUAUAACUUACUUGUCUUGGUGGUUAGAUGACGCUCAUCCCGAUGAAAUUGAAAUAGCAGCGGUCUUUCUCUGUUUAUGCGGUUUAAUGGUAAAUAAAACACUCUGCAAUGAGUUACCGUCAGUAAUCGCCGCUGCUUGUGUACAAGACGCUUUACUGCUGCUGGGGAAACGGGACUUGAUGCUGCGUCUUCAGACAUGUCCAGUGUAA
Molecule: messenger RNA, 615 nt
Organism: Parnassius apollo (apollo)
Lineage: Eukaryota; Metazoa; Arthropoda; Insecta; Lepidoptera; Papilionidae
Source: the annotation of a GenBank genome assembly